AUGGCACACCAAAGUCCAACAGGCAGCAGUACACUACGACGAGGCCCACAACUCGUAAACCUCCCCGCCGACAUCCUCCGCACCAUCCUCGACCUCCUCGACGUCGACGUCUACUGGGGCCCCGACCGCCGCACCCUCCGCGCACUCUCCCUCACAUCCAAAGCACUCACCGCGCACGCCCAAAGACUGCUCUUCCGCUCCCCGUUCUUCACGCUCGACCUGUACCGGCACAUUACCAGGAUUAUCGUCGACGAAAACAACCGCGUCGUCGGGCUAGAAGGUUCAUUGGGCCCCACGGAGGAGGAGCCGCUGACCAAGUUUACUAGAGCAUUGAAGCGGAAUCCGGCACUGGGGCUGUAUGUGAGAUCUUUCAAGUUAAGCAUCCGACCUCCCCGCACCCACGACUAUGACCAAGUGGACCCCGGUCGCAAACACAGACGUCCCGAUUCCCCAGACUCGGAAGACUCGGACGAUUCAGAUGACCUUCCAGUGAAGAACGACGACGACCACCACCACCGCGUCCGCCGCCCCUGGCACCAAAAACUCGUCGAAAAGGAGUUUUACUCCUUCCUCCCCCUAUUUACCCGCCUGCAGCACCUCCACAUCGUGGUACAGAGACACCACUUGGACAACUUGGACCCUCCACCCUACUCCGUGGCCCGCGUUUUGGAGCUGUUAUCGUCCUCGGACAGGCUCGAGUCGCUCCAUCUGGAGUCAACCCGUCUCGAUCUCCCAUUCUCGCCCACCGCCUCGCUACCACCGAACACAAUCCCAGCUUUAUCCCGCUUGAAGCGGUUGGUACUCGACAACUGCGAAUGGGACUCCCCUCGGAGUCCGAGUCCGAGUUCCGAACGAUCAAGCCCGCCGGCGCCUACUGGCACUGACAUGUCGACUGCCUCAGGAGGUUCAUGCCAACCUGAACACCCACCUCUACACCUGGAACACCUCACCAUCUACGGCCCUCGAACGAGCAGUCUACAGCCCAUCGCCGCCCUCCAAGCGCCCAACACCCUACGCGAAUUCCACCUCUGCACAAACCGCAACAUGUCAAUGGACUACAAAUCUCUCUACAGGUUCGAUCGCACUGGCAGUUCUACUACUGAAUCCACGUCACCGUCGUCCUCGUCGGAAGUCGUUCCUUUACGUGUGUUGUUGAAGAAAUCGUCCAAGUCGUUGGAAAAGUUUAUGUUUAGCUAUCCCCCGGGGUGGGGCUAUGGAUACCCAACACUCCAAACCUCCCUCUUCGCCUCAACCUCCACCUCCCUCUUCACCUCCCUCACAACACUCACAACAUUCACAUUCCGCAUCAACUCAUCCGACUUGUUCGACUGGAGACGGUACCCAUCUCCAACAUUUGCAAGUUCUGAAGAUUUGUCUGAUGAAGAGUCGUCCCCUCCUGAACAUCCGUAUUCUAGUUCUAAUUCUAUUUCUAUUUCUAAUUCUUCUUCGCCUCCUGCUCCUUCAACCAGCUCCAACUCCAACCACCACCGCCGCCGCCGCCGCCGCCGCCCCCUCCCAAACCACGAAACACUCCACUCCAAAUUCGCAUUCUCACUCCUAACCUCCCCAACCUCAGCCCUCUCCUCAGCACCAAACCUCACCCUCCUCCAAAUCGACCUAUUCGGCAACCAAACCCUAGACGACUUUCAAAGCCAUAGUCCACAUUGGCAAGUCGUCAGCAGACACUUGAUGGAUGAGUGUGAUUAUGCCAACUGCCAAUGCCACUCUCCGGCAAUGGGAAGCAGGUUCGAGUCGUUGCAAACUAUCCUCAUCCGCGUGUCAAUCUCGGAGAGGGGAAUGCGGAGCAGCGAAGAAUCCUUAACCAAGUGGAUGAAGGACGGUCCCUUUUCAGGACUCAAGGAGAAAAGGGGAAUAGACGUCCAAGUUCAGAACGUCAAUGAUUGGAUGUACAGAUCUAGUUAUCCCCACUAUGAUGAAUGA
Molecule: messenger RNA, 1941 nt
Organism: Coprinopsis cinerea okayama7#130
Lineage: Eukaryota; Fungi; Basidiomycota; Agaricomycetes; Agaricales; Psathyrellaceae
Exons: 2
Coding region: 1-1941 (646 amino acids)
Source: RefSeq, a predicted model, not a curated record